Pieris macdunnoughi is the source of this 942-nucleotide messenger RNA. The record is from the annotation of a GenBank genome assembly. Lineage: Eukaryota; Metazoa; Arthropoda; Insecta; Lepidoptera; Pieridae.
AUGGAUUUUAUACCAAAAGAUAAAGUGUUAAAAGUAAACUCAGACACAUUGCAACAUAUAAGAGAAGAAAUCAAUUUAGGGAAACCGGGAGAGAUGAAGAAGGCUGUUGAUAUAUUGAAAGAAUGGUUACAGCAGCAACCGCAUAUUAAAAAGAAAAAUUUCACUGAUCAUUUCAUAGAGGCAACGGUGGUAACAGCAAAGGGAUCUAUAGAAGGUGCUAAAAAGCAAAUUGAUAGUGCAUGUACUAUGAGGACUAUGUUACCACACUUCUUUGGUGUCACCGAUUUUACCAAAGACUUUGCGAAUGUCUUCGAUAUUGGAUCAGCCAUCGUUAUGCCGAAGCUCACAGAAAAACAUCACAGAAUAUUUGUGUUAAAAAGUAAAGGCCCUAUCACGAGUUCGGCGCAGUUGCUUAACUUUUACAGAUUCGGAAUAUGUCUUGGAGAAUACAUGAAAGCACACGACUACGUUGCAAGUUAUCAAUGCAUUUUUGAUAUACGCUUGGCAAAUGUUUCUGAUGUUAUAAAAAAUUUGAACCCAAUGGAUUUACGUCAAAUAAUUACAAUUAUUGUUGAAUGCUAUGGAUUACGAAUAAAAGGACUUCACAUUGUGUCAAAUUCAAAGGUAGUGGAUACUUUAAUUGCUAUUUUGAAAACGCUAUUAAAACCGAAGAUAAUACAGCGGCUACAGCAUCACAAAGAUUGUGAUAGUCUCGUACAGCUUUUUGGAAAGGAAUAUUUACCAGAAGAUUUAGGCGGUACUGAGCCAUCUGUAAAAGACUUGAGAGAGGCAUGGGCAGAAGUUUUGCAUGCACCAGAGUUUACAGAGUAUAUUCGAGAUAUGGACAAUGCCAAGACUGAUGAAAGGUUCCGGCCGAAAUGUAAAUUUAAUGAGGAAUAUGCGGGAAUGCCUGGAACUUUUAGGGUUUUAAGUGUAGAUUAA